Messenger RNA from Aspergillus glaucus CBS 516.65, 260 nucleotides. RefSeq lists its product as uncharacterized. The coding region runs from base 14 to 196 and encodes 60 amino acids. The record is from RefSeq and is a predicted model, not a curated record. NCBI's taxonomy places the organism in Eukaryota, Fungi, Ascomycota, Eurotiomycetes, Eurotiales, Aspergillaceae. The transcript has 2 exons.
UACUGUGGGUACCAUGUUUGGUACCUAUUCUAUCAGCUUUGUCUUUGAGACCCAUCUACCUCCACCUCUCCCAUUGCCACAGAAAGUCGCCGGGCUGGCAUGCCGCAUCACAGAUAAUUCCAAUGACUUUGGACCGGAAGCGCCGAUAGACCGUCUUGGUCAAUUGAGGCUUGAACUAACUAGUUCCUGGAAGUGAUUACCAAUAUCGAGAAGAAGAUAUAGGAUUGGUGGAUGCGGAUGUUUCUACAUGAACGAGGAGG